Messenger RNA from Purpureocillium lilacinum, 1368 nucleotides. Its product is annotated as putative O-acetyltransferase sat14. The record is from RefSeq and is a predicted model, not a curated record. Gene Ontology annotation, biological process: siderophore biosynthetic process. Lineage: Eukaryota; Fungi; Ascomycota; Sordariomycetes; Hypocreales; Ophiocordycipitaceae.
AUGACUGCUCCCCUGGUGAUCCAGCUGGCGUCUCUGUCGGCCGACGAGACCGUCCUCAAGCUGCCUCAUCCGUACCUCACCGAGUACGCCAUCCAGCAAGCCAGCCGGAACGAGGCUCCCUUUUACCGGCUUCAAGAAAAGCCCAGCACCUCCCGGACACAGCUCCCCAGCAAGCUCGGCAACCCUGCCGUGGCCUUCUCGGAGCCCGCGCACCUCAAGUCGAGCGAGCUUCCUCCCGCUUCCAACAACAGCGCCUGGGCCCGCGCGAGGCGAUCGCCAUGCUCGACGGUCGUCUGGGACGGAGCUGAGGCGCCCUCGCUGGCGCAAGCUUGGCUCCUUCUCUACUUCCUCUUUACCGUCCGCCCGGCCGAGGAGCUGCUCCGCCUCGAGCUCAAGGGCCAGAAUGCCUCGACUCUGGCCCAGCAGCUGACGGAUGUCCUGCUCGCCAUCGAGCACCCGCUUCCGGCGCGCGAGAAGAAAGUUCCCUCCACCAAGGCCGACGAGAGCGUCGUCGUCGCUCUUCGAAGCACCUUCUGGCAGGGCGCCGGCUCGCCCUUUGGCCCGCGCCCCGUCUGGUGCCCCGACGAGUCGCCCAAGUCGCUCUCGGGCCCGAAUCCUCUGGCUUCUUACCCUCUCACGCCGCUACAACACACAAUCACAGUCGCCUCAGCCGGUGAUCCCCAAGAUCCCGAGCGCUACCAGCAGACAUGGCACCCCGUCCGGCCCGCCAAGCCCGCGCCCGGAGCCGUCGUGUACAGCCGCUGGAUCCCCCAUCUCAAGGAGACCUUCUCCAUGGUCUCGCUCGACUGGGAGGACCCGGAGCACCUGCGGCUGUUCCACGAGUGGCAGAAUGACCCUCGCGUCUCGCAGGGGUGGAACGAGUCCGGCACGGUGGAGCAUCAUCGCCAGUACCUGCGCAACAUCCACGAGGAUCCUCACCAGCUCGCCAUCCUGGCCAAGUGGGACGACACCUACUUUGCCUACUUUGAGGUGUACUGGGCCAAGGAGGACCGCCUGGGCGGCUACUACGACGCCGAGGACUUUGACCGCGGCCGCCACUCCCUCGUCGGCGACGUGCGCUUCCGCGGGCCUCACCGCGUGUCCGCCUGGUGGAGCAGCCUCAUGCACUACCUCUUCCUCGACGACCCCCGCACCAUGUACGUCGUCGGCGAGCCCAAGGACACCAACUCGACCGUCGUCAUGUACGACCUCAUCCACGGCUUCGGCCUCGACAAGUUUGUCGACCUGCCCCACAAGCGGAGCGCCUUUGUGCGCUGCCCCCGCGGCAGGUUCUUCCAGCUAUGCCCACUGGCCGAGAAUGAGAAGGCGGUGGGAGGCAUGAGGAUCGGGCUGGUGCCGAAGCUGUGA